Messenger RNA from Megalopta genalis, 688 nucleotides. RefSeq names its product chymotrypsin inhibitor. NCBI's taxonomy places the organism in Eukaryota, Metazoa, Arthropoda, Insecta, Hymenoptera, Halictidae. The record is from RefSeq and is a predicted model, not a curated record.
UGGGUGAAGUCACCAAAUAGCAAGUUAAAGCAGCCAGAAGCGAUUCAAAGUGUUCAAAAUGUUCAAACUGCUCGUCGCGAUAACGGUGUUGGCCGUGGUGGCCGCUCAGUCUUCCCCCGAACCGUCGGAGAAGUGUUCUGGUAACCAGUCCUGGUCGAUAUGCGGACAAAUGUGCGAGCCAAGUUGCGAUCUACCGCAUCCGAACCCUAAGUUCUGCCCUAGACUCCCGUGCCUGAGACCCUUGUCCGGCUGCAGGUGUAAAAAAGGCUUCGUGAGGAACGAAAAUAACCACUGCGUUUUGCUGAAGGACUGUCCUCCCAGGUCAGAUUCUUAAGCGGUCUAAAGCGAUCUUCGCCCCAAGAGCUAUUGCACGAGAUUAUACUCUAAGAAACCGUGCAAUAAAUAUCCAAUAAAUAAGCAAUUAACGAAAAAAGACGAUCUACGCAAGAUAAAUUCAAUUUCUAAACAGUCGUUCGCUAAUGAUAGGGACCAUUGUUUGCGCGUCGACGGGUCAUGUCGGACCCGAUUGGGUGCGCGUGAAACGUCGACCCUCGUCCCGUGCCGCGUGACAGCGCAACACUCGAAAAACUGACACCAUAGAUCGCGUAUCAUAGACUCAAAUAAUUUGGAAAAAUGUCGAUAAAUUGGAAAAUGAACGAUUUGCAAAAUAAACGAUUUGGAACAAUAA